Lepisosteus oculatus (spotted gar) is the source of this 1537-nucleotide messenger RNA. RefSeq names its product transmembrane protein 38B (gene tmem38b). Gene Ontology annotation, cellular component: membrane. Gene Ontology annotation, biological process: potassium ion transmembrane transport. Gene Ontology annotation, molecular function: identical protein binding; potassium channel activity. NCBI's taxonomy places the organism in Eukaryota, Metazoa, Chordata, Actinopteri, Semionotiformes, Lepisosteidae. The record is from RefSeq and is a predicted model, not a curated record.
GCUGCAAAGCAUUCGAAGUGUGCGGAAGCGCUUGGACAGGCCGAUGUGAAACAAGGAAGAGGAGUACAAACACAGCUGUUGGUGGUUUGUCACCAGAUCCGGGCGCUGCAUAGGGAGUACGUGGUCUUGGAUUAACGUGUCCUUCUUCUCAGCUGAUGCGAACGGCUGCAGUGAAACUCGAUCUCACAUUUAAAGGAAGAGAACACUGGAGGCAGAACAAGAAGGAUGGAUUUAUUCGCUUUAAUGAGUCUGGACGAGCUGUCCCUGCGGAUGUCCCAGCUCUCUAUGUAUCCCCUUUUCGAUAUGGCACAUUACAUUGUCUCAGCAAUGGCACUUAAGGAGCAGCCAGGAGCUGUAGAUGUGGCCUUUCGCAGUCCCUUUGCAUGCUGGUUUAGCUCUAUGCUGUACUGUUUUGGUGGAGCAAUACUUUCAGGCGUGCUUCUCGCAGAGCCUACUUUAGCACCCUUCUCAAACACCAAUAAUGUUGUACUGGCUACAGUUAUAUGGUACUUCGUGUUCUACUGUCCCCAAGACGUCUUCUACAAGUGUGCUGCUUUUUUGCCCCUCAGACUGGUUCUGGCAUCAAUGAAAGAAGUGACCAGAACCUGGAAAGUGCUCGGAGGAGUUACUCAGGCACGAAAACAUUACAACGAAGGAUGGUUUGUGAUGAUUGCUGUUGGCUGGGCCAAAGGAGCUGGGGGAGGGCUGAUGAGUAACUUCGAGCAGCUUGUCAGAGGAGUCUGGAAGCCAGAAACCAAUGAGCUCUUAAAGAUGUCGUAUCCAACCAAAGUCACUCUGAUUGGAGCUGUGCUCUUCACUCUGCAAGAGAGUCAGUAUUUUCCACUGGCCAGACAUCACCUGAUGUUCUUCUACACCAUCUUUGUUGUCAUCAAUAAGGUGAGAAUGAUGCUCAUACACUCCACUGAAUCCCCAUUUGCUCCACUGGAGGCUGUAUUGUAUCACUUGUUUUUUGCAAGGCAGCCUACAGUAACUGAAGCAAAGGGAGCUGCCAAAAGGAAUUCUACAGCUGCCUGCUCAGAUCUGAAGGUCAAAUCAGCCAAGAGCCACAAUGGUUCAGCAGUCCAUGAUACAAAUGGCAACAUUUCAUGUGUUCAUGAAACAAAUGAAAAUAGUACUGAUUCAAAUGACAAUGGUGACACAGUGUCCAUAAAAACGUGCAACAAGAAAACUGAUUAAGACCAAUAAAAUGUCCUGUGUCUUCUUAUUUUUUAAAUCUUUUACAAAACCUUGACGUGAUUUAAUAUAAGCUGAGAUUUAUUUUCUUAUAUGUAAAUAAAACAAUACUUAGGUGUAAAAACAUUGUUUAUAUCAGAAUGCAAGACAUUUUUGAGGUAUUAUGAUGAAAAUUUGUUUAAAAAUAUAACUAUGUUUCUGGGUACUUUUUACUGUGUAGUUUUGUUAAACUAUGAUGGAUAUGAUUUUAUUAUUGAAAAAAGUUUUAUUAUAAUCCAUGCAAGGUUUCAUAUUAUUUCUAAAACAUGAAUCAAGUUUUUCAGAUCUACAGUAUAUGAAUGCU